CUUGGUUGCGUCAGGUGCGGGCAGUAUACAUACACCGAGUCUCCCAUUUGCAAGGUGUCCUUUGUACGGAUUUGACAUCAGAAAAGGUUACAGAAAAGUAGCACCUAAAAAUAAUCAAGUAGUUUGGCUGCAAUAUAUUGAAAUGAAUAAUUCAUUGGUUAUAAGAAAGCAGUACAUGAGGAUACUCUCAAAAGUGACAAGAUACUGUUCACAAUAUGCCUUUGUUCCAAAACACCGCCCAUGUGAAAAUUGGGCUGUGGAUCAAAUGCAAGAGUUUCUUGACAAUCACAGAAAGAUAUUUGUGCUAACAGGAGCAGGUAUAUCAACAGAGAGUGGUAUUCCAGAUUAUCGUUCAGAAGGUGUGGGUCUUUAUGCUACAAGUAGUAAACGUCCAGUGCAGUUUAAGACUUUCAUGGACUCAGCAAAAGCUAGACAAAGCUAUUGGGCAAGAAAUUACAUAGGAUGGCCAAGGUUCUCCACUUUCCAGCCAAAUAUUACUCAUCUGACUCUUGCUGAGUGGGAGAAAAAAGGGAAAAUUCAGUGUGUUGUAACCCAGAAUGUUGAUCGCUUGCACCACAAAGCUGGGAGUACAAAUGUUCAUGAAUUACAUGGGACAGCCUUUAAUGUUAUAUGUAUGUCGUGCUCAAAGAUGGUAGACCGACAUAGCUUCCAAACCAGGCUACGGAUCUUAAACCCCCACAUGUCCUCCCACUCAUCUGAAAUACGGCCAGAUGGUGAUGUAGAGCUUACAGAGGAGGAAGUUAAUCAAUUUCAAAUACCACCAUGCAAACACUGUGGUGGCAUCAUGAAGCCAUAUAUUGUUUUUUUUGGAGAUAAUGUUCCAAAGGAUCGUGUUGAGAGAGUGAAACAAGAACUCAGUGAAAGUGAUGGCCUGCUAGUAUUGGGCUCCUCAUUAUAUGUUUAUUCAGGGUAUAGGUUUAUUCUUCAAGCUGUAGAUAUGGGCAUACCACUUUGUGCCGUGAAUAUUGGCACUACCCGUGCUGACAAACACUUGGAUUUUAGAAUAAGUGCUCGUUGUGGAGAGGUGCUUCCACAGAUUGUUGUUCAUUAGCAAGAAUUUUAGAUUUUGACAGUUUUAAAUAAUUUGUUAUACAUUUUAAUGCGUUAAAAUUUUUAUGUAUAUUAAAUUUAUUUGUACAGAUACUCUCUCAGACAAAAUGUAUAUUUUUUAUUGCUGUAUCAAACAGGUGUAUGACUAUUUUUUGAAAGAUUUUGUAAAUAUUGUUAUAAACAGGCUACAAAGUAAAGAAAAGAAUUUUUAUGAGAGAAAUUGAAUUUCUAUCUAUCUUGUGCAUCUUGAAACAAAGCUCUACAGGCACUAUUCAUUAGCUUCAAGAUACAGUCAUAUGUUCCAUGCAUCUAUGGCUACAUGCCAGUACUAUAUCAAAGGCAUUUGAUUCCCCAAGCAAAGCCUGAUAUUGGUGCUCCAUUUAUCCUUCCAAGGUUGCCAUCCUUACUUUUCAUUGGUACCCUCUUUGAACCAUUUUGAUAGUGCCCCUUCAGCAUAUCUCAGAUAUUAGAUUGUAGGAUGCGUAGACCCCAAAGCUGGUUAGAUGUAACAUCAUAAGGCAAGAACAAUAUAGAUUUGAUGCUUAUAUUGCUGACACAGACACAAGUACAUGAUACACAUCACAAGCACACUUUCAUAUGUACAUACACAUGCAAAACAUACAUCAACUCAUGCUCACAUAAAUGUUCAUCUAUUUGUAGGUGUAUUAUUUAAUGUGGACAAUAACUUUUAUCAUGUUCAGAAUUUAUUAUGAGUGUU
This is a messenger RNA of Penaeus monodon (black tiger shrimp), 1789 nucleotides long. It is a transcript of the gene Sirt4, whose product is annotated as NAD-dependent protein deacylase Sirt4-like. Gene Ontology annotation, molecular function: NAD+ binding; NAD-dependent protein lysine deacetylase activity. Lineage: Eukaryota; Metazoa; Arthropoda; Malacostraca; Decapoda; Penaeidae. The record is from RefSeq and is a predicted model, not a curated record.